This is a messenger RNA of Brachypodium distachyon (stiff brome), 1462 nucleotides long. RefSeq names its product spore coat protein SP96-like. The record is from RefSeq and is a predicted model, not a curated record. The coding region runs from base 313 to 774 and encodes 153 amino acids. The transcript has a single exon. Lineage: Eukaryota; Viridiplantae; Streptophyta; Magnoliopsida; Poales; Poaceae.
AACAUUCCAUAUUUCAUUUCCAAGAUUUCAAAUGCAUUAUGAAACAUUGUACUAGCACUACAUUUUAUAUACGACGAAUUUACCCAAGGCGAUUUAGUAACAAGUACAAAAACCACCAAAUUGAACCAUGACCAUCCAUCACUAUUUGAACAGAACUCCUUUUUUUAAAGAGAACUAUAAACAUAACUCUUAAUGAUUAUUACACCAUCACAGAAUAAUGACAUCGAAUGAAGCCCUAAUCCCAAACACCCAAAACAGCCCACAGAAAAGCCCACGGGCCGAGCCCAGCUUCUCUAGGCCUCCGGCUUGAGGAUGCCAUUGACGACGGACAGCCCCACGAGCACCCCGAGCGCCUCGGCCCCGGCGACGGCGCCGGCCUGCACCAGCGCGUCCCCGGCGAGCCCGACCUCGGUCGCGAUCUGCAGCCCUUCGCCGGCGACCUCCUUCCCGGCCUCCGCCACCGCCUCCCCGCCGGCCACCGCCGCCUCCUCCACCUCCCGCACCGCCUCCGCCGCCGCCUCCUCCGCCCGCUCCAGCUUCUUCCGGAUCCCGAACAGCCCGAUGCCGGCAGCGUUCGCGGGGGAAGAAGACACUGCCGAUAGACCGGCCCCUGUCGCGGAGGACAGCAGGAGGAGCGCGGCCGAGCGCCGGUCGAACCGCGCGGCGGAGGCGGCGAUGGUGCUGCGGCGGCGGCGGGCGGCGGAUGAUGGUGGGGCCGCGUGGAGGGAGAAGAGGCUGGAGGCGGCGCAGAUGGUCAUGGCGGCGUCGAGGUAAGAAGUUGAGUGCUUGGUGGCCUCGGCGUCUACUCGAUCGGCUCUCAAGCCUGCGGUACGGGGUGCUGAUGAUGAGUGGCGCGGAGGAGGCUGCUGCCGUGCUAGGAUGGAUGUGGUUUGGUUUGGCCUUGGACCUUGGUCGGCCUCUCGAGGCGCCAACGAGACUUCUCACUUCUCGCACUCACACGAGUGGCUCUCGCUUCAUUUCAUCACUUGUUCUAGCAACACAAAAUGCCUCCUCUCCAAAGCAGACCUGUCGAUAGACUGGAAAAAGUUCCACGUGCUCAAGGUUUACAAGGAGUUCUGGAAUAGUCUUAUGCUCUAUUUACUCUCUGAUUUAAGCAUUGUCUGACAGAAAUUCGGUAUCGCAAGGAGCAUUUGCAGUGGCAGUAGGCUGCAUGCAGUGGCACCCAAUCACAUCAUAAACUUGGCAAGAAUCCGGCAUAAUUUGUACCAGAAAGAACAUGGUUGAGAAUCCAUCUCGGUUAAACACCUCCACAGACAAUCUUCAGUCAACAAAAAAUGCAAACAAACAGAAACGGAACUGCAUGGGGUAGGGAACUGAAAAAAAAUGCAGUUCCAAGAGCAUGGAACUGUGGGAAUCUCUGAUUAGCAGCAACCCAAUACUGUUCAGUCGCAAAUUUCGCAUCAUCAAAUAUACACCAUAUCGAUAACAUCAGACCAGCGUC